AUGCGAGAGACCACAUCCGGAGCAUGGACAUGGUGGCCGGCGGAAUUACUAGUACUUAAUUUGAAACAAGACGCCGUUUCUCCGGAUGGCGACAUCCGACGUCCUGACCGGUUUCACAUAGAUAUUCCAUUAUUGUACGAUGUGGCCGUGGUGCAGUGGUGGAAAAACGGACGCAGCUACAUGGACAUUUUCCCGCUGAACCGGAUUCGCUACAGAACGCCACUCAACUGGUGGGCCACUGUCGGGCAAUCAGUUCCAGCUGCAUAUUUGUCCCAGGGAACAGGACUCGCGAGCCAUCGCCCAUGUUAUCGAGGGCCCCGAAGCUUAGACGAAUGGAAGUUUGCGAAGCGAUGUAACUGGAAAAAGGAUGAACUGCAUCCUGUUUGCGUGGAAGUUGCUAAUGGCCACCUGUCAUACAUUCUUCGGCAGUUUAAGAAAGCGAGGGAAUCGCGCUUCUUGGCGGCUUGGGAACGGUUUGAAGGGGAACUCACCACCGAUCUCCCGUGGAUCAUUGCUGCCGCGGUGCCCCACCCUAUCCAGGUCCUAGGUGAUGUCAGCGUUCUACCCGUUGAACUAUGCCUGGAAGUGUUUUCUUGCUUAGACACUCAGAAGCAGACGGAAUUGCGUGCUGUGUGUGCCGCUUGGGACGCCGUCUUACAAAACGUGGUGGAUUGGCCUAUACGCUGA
Molecule: messenger RNA, 687 nt
Organism: Paramacrobiotus metropolitanus
Lineage: Eukaryota; Metazoa; Tardigrada; Eutardigrada; Parachela; Macrobiotidae
Exons: 5
Coding region: 1-687 (228 amino acids)
Molecular function (GO): protein binding
Source: RefSeq, a predicted model, not a curated record